Siniperca chuatsi (mandarin fish) is the source of this 3383-nucleotide messenger RNA. RefSeq names its product transmembrane protein 196. The record is from RefSeq and is a predicted model, not a curated record. The transcript is spliced from 5 exons. NCBI's taxonomy places the organism in Eukaryota, Metazoa, Chordata, Actinopteri, Centrarchiformes, Sinipercidae. The coding region runs from base 2353 to 2679 and encodes 108 amino acids.
AUUUAUUCUACUUUGAAAUAAGGUUAAUUGUUUAAUUAUGAUUUUGACUGGAAAAUAUACCUGUAAACACAACUACUACAGGUAGCUUAAUAUAUUUUUAAAAUUAUUUUCUUUUAAAUGCUUCACAUUAAUAAUUAUAAUGACUAAAACUUCAACCAACCUUUUGAUUAGACAAAUAUCCUUUAAAAACACACAAAAAAUCUGAAUACAAAUCAGCAUUUUUUCUUAAAAGUUCUAAUAUCUUCCUAAUAAAGGGCUUUUCUAUGGUCCAAGACUCUCGUCAUAUCACACAUGUUUUGUUGUUUUUGAGGGAACAGUAAAAAGCCUUUGGUUGUUCAGUUGUUUAUCUAAUAUUAAUCACUAACUGGAAGUUAGUAUUAAGACUCAGGAGGUGGACUAAAGACUAAACAUUUUGGUUAUGUUUGUCCUUUGUGACUUUAUGUGUUUGUCCAUUAGAUGUUAGAGAGACACACACAGCCAUUUGGCCCACGAUGCCUCUGUGCUGGAACUAAAGAUCGGUCUCAUUAAUUCAUGCUUGAAUUGUUGCUCUGUGACUUGGGAGGGUCAAAGCUUUUACGUACAAUCAUCCUCUCACUCUUCUGCAUACGUCUCCUCCUGUUACAGUGCUGCUCUCAGCCUCAUUGUCUUGAUUUUGCUGCUGAGCAAUGAAAAGUUGAGUUUCUGGCAUUUUAGUAGCUAUAUAUAACCUUGAAUCAACUACUUUACUAUGACUUCUGCUCCAGCAGGGAAACAGUCUUUCUGUUAGGUAUUGCCGAGAAUUACUGUAAGCGCCUGGAGCUCAGGCAAUAUGAGUCAUAAAGAAACAUCAGAUUUUUGAAAAGUUUGGGAUAUCUAAAACACAUUAUAUAGGUUGUAUAUUUAAGUGUAAGUGGAUGUAGCGUAUGUGUGCUUCCACAGUGCUGUGUAUAAGGUCACUGCAAAGCUGUUAUGCAAUAUAACGUCUUUGCAUUCAAACUCACAGCUGUUGAAUUCUGUCUGCUGAGUCAGCCACCCGUACCCAAAGGUUCAGAUCUCCUGUGAAGAACUGAGAGUCAUUAAGACUGACUGACCGCUGUCCGAGAGGUAGAUUAAGUGUCCAACCUUUGAACAUCGAUUUGGUGUCCUGCUAAAACAGGGAAGUGAUCCUCCUUCAUAUCUGAUAUUUGUCAGUACAUUUCGAGUUAUGAAACGGUUUCUUUACACAUGACAUUACUUCACUUAAUUAUUUUAAUAUUGUUCCAAGUUACUGGGCGACCUUUUGAUAACUGGAAGGUCAUCUGUUACAUUCCUGACUUGAUCCAUAAUGAUUUUUGAGUGUGUAAUUUCAAAAUCCAAAGCCCCAAUUUCCGUUUCAAUAGAAGCUUUAAAUUGGACACCUUGUAUUGUAAUAUAUGUACAGAUGUUACAGAUACAAAUUUAAGGAGGACAUCUUUAGGACAUUUUGGAAGUGAAACUGAGAAACAAAUUCCCGUUUAAACUGUUAUUUUAUGUCUAACAAUACAGUUAAGAAAACUAAAUCAAGUUCCACAGUAGAUUUGUUGUUUGCAAAGCUGUCAACUUAGAAAACUCCAUUCACAGAUGAAGGCCACCAUAUUUGGCUGAAAGCCCCUAAAGAAAUCUAGUAAGUGGACCUUGAGUUAUAAAAACAAAGGUCAAGAAACCUUCGAGCUUAGCUGAAAGGAGGGUGAUUUUAAAGUGCUUCCACCUUAUAUUACACCAAUAAAUGAAUUUAAAACUACAUCAGGUGAACUGUAACUGAAAGUUAGACUGAAAAUGAAGGAAGCCAAGGAGUGACAUCACACCCUCCCUUUACACACACACACACACACACACACACACACACACACACACUGACUAUUGCGCCCAACAACUUUCAGCAAACAAUGCAGCUCGCAGCUCAUUGUGCUGUCCCACUUGUAAGUGUACUCUGCCAUCAUAAUACACCACUGUGCUGUUCCAGUUCAGUCUGAAUCACUGACAUCCAGGACAACAUGGCUUCCUGCUAGACGCCCACGAUGAGACACUCUAUUUUUAGAGGGAGAAAAUUGCAUCUGGAUAACCGAGUGUAAAGAAUACAUUCACCCUUCCUGUUGUCAAGAUGGGGAGGAGGGGGUAGUAAAAAUAGUUUAAAUUUCAUUUAGUUUCUUAAUCAGUAAUUUUCUCAAUGACAAACUAACUACAACUUUGGAAACUGUUCAUUUGUUGUUCUCUUUCUCUUUCCAGUUUCUGGUCUGUGGGAUGUGCGGAGUGCUGUGUGCUCGAAAGAGGACAGGUCUUAUUCCUGCAGGGUGAUGAUUGCAUUAGGUUGGUUUGGCUCCGGACUCCUGCCAGCCCCUUUCCACGCUUCACCGGAUGAUCCUAUUUUCAGCAUGCUGUAUCUGUGGUCUAAUCGGUGGGAUCCUCAACUUCCAGUUUGUUCGGGCGCUGAACAAACGACCAGACUCCAUGCACUCGAUCCAUCUGGCUGCCAUGACCCUGGCCUGUCUGGGGAUCUCCUCCUGUACCUUAUCCACGUGGCUGACCUGUCGCCUGGCCAGCUCCGAGCAGCAGAGGAUGUUUCUGGAGAGGGAACACUCGCUGCACCACUCACACGAGAUGACCGAGAAGGAGAUCCUGGACAACUCUAGUAACGGCAUUCCUCAGAUUGCCUACAACGGACACACCACAGCAUCACCAUGACGACGCAUCACCGACUUGCACACACUGAAACAGAGACAGUUCAUGAACCGCUUGCUGUCAGAUGACAAAUACAGCAUGUACGUCUUUCUACAUAUCCUGCAGCACACACAGUAACUGUGUCCUGACUGCAGGGAGUGAAACCAGGUCUCUCGACUUGGAACUCUUUUAUCUGCUGCCAGAGUAUAAGAAGGACAUUUUGACAACAAGAGGGAGCUGUUUGUGCUUCUGAAAAAUUAUGCAAACACGGAUUCAAACCCCUUCUGAUCAACUCAAACCAUAGCCGGGAUGGAGAGCUGCUGUUUGGGUGAUAAUUCAGGUGACAAACAUCUGCGAGACAUCAUCUGACCUUUAAACUAAUGAGCAGAAAGGAGAGAUUUUAUCCAAUCAGAUGCCUCAAACUGAUGAGCACAAACCAAGCAUGCAGCUGAUUCACUUGUUUUGAAGAACCAUGGCUAUUUCAGUCUCAAUGUCCUUAUUCUUUCUCUCUGUCUUGUUAUGGGUUUAUGGAAUGCAGAUCUUGAGAUAGUCCACAGUAAACUAUAUGUAUCGUCUGAUAAUGGUAUGCUUUGACAUGAAAAUACAGUGCUGCGCAAUGUACUGUACUGUAUAUCCAUGCUUGUAUAUCUAACCGUACCUAUAAAUCAAACAUAUUUUUAUAAAUGCUUCUUAUAAAAUGGAAUUCAAUUAAAGUAUGACAAAUCUGA